Messenger RNA from Orbicella faveolata, 1018 nucleotides. Its product is annotated as transient receptor potential cation channel subfamily A member 1 homolog. Gene Ontology annotation, biological process: monoatomic ion transmembrane transport. NCBI's taxonomy places the organism in Eukaryota, Metazoa, Cnidaria, Anthozoa, Scleractinia, Merulinidae. Gene Ontology annotation, cellular component: transmembrane transporter complex; membrane. Gene Ontology annotation, molecular function: monoatomic ion channel activity; protein binding. The record is from RefSeq and is a predicted model, not a curated record.
UCACUGCUUUUAUAGUAUUACUUGAAUCGUUAGCUUAAAAAAACGUUUCGUCGUACACUGUGAACUGUGAUAUUUUUUCUUGUUAUCUCAGGGAAGUGGCGCUUGUUAUUAUCCAACACAACGACUGGAGACAAGCCAUGCGCAAUAAAACCAAAGACGGUACAACUAUUAACACCCCAAUGAGGAAACUGAUCAAGAAAUUACCCGAGGUUGCAGAGAAAGUUUUUAACAGGUGCGUCAAGUCGAAUGGGUAUCCUGUGGACCAUCCACAGUACGGCAUCACACUAAGCUACGAGUUCCUGGAUGAUGUAAGUCACGAGUGGGCUGGUUUUAUGACCUCAGACACAUCAGAUCACGAGGGAUCCGGUGUGGAUACAGUGAUGUACAAAAUCAAAUCUGCCUUGCCAGAGAACGCCAGUAAACAGGUGGAAAUUAAAAGCAACCAUCCUUUAAUGCUGAUGGUCACGAAGGAGCGUGUUAAGCUUCUCAGUCAUCCCCUUGUCACCUAUCUCUUGCGUUACAAAUGGCGCAGUUUCGGUCGCUAUGUGUAUUACGGUCGGCUCAUUCUGUACGGGAUUUUCUUGUAUUUCCUGACCGGCUACGCCAUGCUCACCACCAAGAGCAUACCUAUAGCAGAGUGUCACGACAUACAGUGCACGUGCAACGUGACUUUUGCAGGAGGAUCGACUGGUAGCCAAAUUAUGUGGAGAACAAUUGGUCGGCCUGUGGUGCUUGUUACGACAUCUAUAAGCUUAUUUUUAGAGGUAAGUAAACCUUAUGUAGACGAGGUGGUUAAAUGAAAAGGAAAAGGAAACUAACACAAGCAAAGCGACACAAAGCAACGCAAAACAACCCAUGGCAACGCAAUGCCAAGCCUUGUAAAGCAACGCAAGAGAACGCAAAGCAACGCAACACAAAGCGGGCAAUGCAAAGCAACGCAACGCAAAGAAAAAGGAAACUAACGAAAGCAAAGCGACACAAAGCAACGCAAAACAACACAUGACCACGCAAGGCAACG